GACGUGGCGACGGGAGGUUGCAUGGCGCAGUGCUUGACAUUUCCAAGUGAGAAUUUGCCCUUUUCCCCGCUAUGUAGGCCGUGAUAUACCUUCUCCUGUGUUAUAAUUAAUGCGUUGUUAGAUGGCGAAGUCAGCAGAGGACGGAGAGGAGGUGUUUGCUGUAGACGACUCUGAAGACACGCUGGAAUUGGAUGUCCUUGUGGGCCACAUAGAGAACAUUAUUUUGAGUGACGAGUUUGUAGCACUAAGGGAGAGCUUUAUGCAAGAACACUGCCACAAGUUCGAGGAAGCCGAGGAGAACAAGCUGGAAUACACAGACAUUUUCACACAAUACACAAAGCUGAUUGAAGGCCACAUAGAGAGAGAGUUGUUGAGCAGAGAAAAGGGGUUUAACAUGAAUGCCUUCCAGGAAUUGAUAAGCAAGAGUGAAGCCAUUGACGGAGAGGUUUUCGAUCUACUGCUAACUUUCACAGACUUUUUGUCAUUUAAGGAUGCCAUGUUAGAGACCAAAAAAAGUACAGAAGAUGGAUCUGCCAGAUUACAGGACCUGCUCCAAGUAACACGAUUGAGUUCUUAGAAGGAUAUUGAUGAAUGCCGGACCAACAUUUUUUCAAAGUGCAAUUGGUAAUGUAGUUAAGAGUUUUACAGGUGGAAGGGGAGAGUGAGAAAUAAAAACAAAAACCCUGAAAAUGCCAAAGGUUGUAAGCUUUCCAAAAGGGAUAUUUAUGUAAGAGAAAGUCCUCCGUACCCAUUUCAAUUUUAAAGUAAGUGGGAAUUAAGACCUCCCCAUUCCACCCAGAUGCCAUGUCACUGUUUGUAAUGUAUUGGGUUUGCUGCUGUGUGACUGUGAUAUGGAAUCAAAUAGGCAUGUAUUUGAAAGCUGUAGUUGAGAGUACUGUUCAUUACUUAUAGAAAAUUACCAAUGAUUCUCAAACUGAAUUUUUAACAUGGAUGUGAGAUGAUGUGUGAAUUAUUUGUUGAAAUGUGAUUAUAGUGAUGCACAGUAAAAAAAAAUAAUUCCUUAAAUUUCUUAUUUUUAUUUAAGAGGGCUUUGGUGUAGGUUGGUGUACAAGCUAUGUGUACUUGUAGAGCAUUUAUACUGAGAUUUCAGAAUUUCUUUCAUCAUUGCUUGGUAGUUUAUUAUGCAACUAUUUUUAGAGUGAAAAAAUAAAUGAUAGAAAUUCCCUUCUGUGAAAGUUCAGAAUUUUUUAAGCAUUAUGUUUCAAACCAACAACAACAUAUUCCUAGAUAUUUGGUUUUGAUAUAAAUAUUUUCUUGUAUAUCACCUAUCUUUUUUUCUAAAACUCAUGGCCAAAAUCAAAGCUUUCUAAAAAAAAAAAUGAGUAAGAUAAAUUGUAAGAAAGUAAUUGUACAGUGAGCUAACCUCUUGUCUUUUCUUUAGUGUCUUGGAAAGCAAAUUAUUAUCACCAAUUGUGGACCACUUUCAUAGAAUACAGUGUUAAAAGACCUGUCAGUCACUAUAUGGUAAAGUAGCAAUUAUGAUACAUUUAUGAAAAUAGAGCUACUAUAUUAUUAGUUCUAGACAUUCUUUAAUGAAUUUGCAACAAUAUGCUCUAGAUUUUAUAUUUUGUCACUUCAUAUGUGUAAUUGCAUGUGGCAUGAAAAUUCAGAGGAGAUUUGAUCAUGCAGUAAAAUUUGUAAUGAAAUGUAUUUAUUAUGAAUGAAUACAUAGUUUUUUUUUCUAUAUGUGUGUGAUAAAAAAAAAUAUGCUUAAUGAUGACUGAGGACCAUAUAUAUAUAAGUCUUGUCAAAAAUAUGAUAUCACACUGAUAAAUAGUAUAGCAGCUGUGUUACGAUGUCAAGAACCUACUUUAUGGCUCUUGAACUAUGCAGUAGAAUAAUGAGUCUUAUUAACACAAUGACAAUGGAUUAAUGUACUGUCCCCUGUAGUUUUUUGUAAAUUUUAUUACAUACAGAUGGCUCCACAUGUGCUCAGCCACCAAGGAGUCUAUCAGUAGGCCCUUGUUACUGCACUUGAUUUCUUUAUUCCUUGAACUUGCAAAAAAAUGUGUUUUUCUUUGAUUUGAUAUUAUGAUUAUUAAAUUGUUAUUGUAAUAUUUAUAACAUUAAAGACAGUAAUAUAAUACAAAAGAAGCUUUCCAAAAAUCAAGGAAAAGGGUAAACAAGUGAAAUUAGCAAGACUAAUAACUGACUUUUUGAUAACUAAACACUUGUAGAGCCAUCUGUUUGUAACGACAAUAGUUGAACUGGUAUUACAGUGGGCAUGGCAUGUAUUCCUGCCGUCCAUGCUGACUGGGUUGAAUAAAUGGUGUAACACAUUCACCUCUGUGUAAUGAGGUCUUAAGGUAACUUCAUUUGCGAUUGUAAUAGGUCAGCAGAAGCCUUUGCUACUUAUUUUCUAACACUGUGAAUUCUAGUUUAGCAGCAAAAGUAGGUUUGAUUUUCAAUAAAUUAAUAAGUCAAUAGAUAAAUGAACAAAUCAAUAAAUAAGUGAAUAAGAGAGA
Messenger RNA from Penaeus indicus, 2486 nucleotides. Its product is annotated as ADP-ribosylation factor-like protein 2-binding protein. Gene Ontology annotation, cellular component: mitochondrial intermembrane space. The record is from RefSeq and is a predicted model, not a curated record. Gene Ontology annotation, biological process: positive regulation of tyrosine phosphorylation of STAT protein; maintenance of protein location in nucleus. The transcript has 5 exons. The coding region runs from base 122 to 577 and encodes 151 amino acids. Lineage: Eukaryota; Metazoa; Arthropoda; Malacostraca; Decapoda; Penaeidae.